Molecule: messenger RNA, 7434 nt
Organism: Diachasmimorpha longicaudata
Lineage: Eukaryota; Metazoa; Arthropoda; Insecta; Hymenoptera; Braconidae
Gene: Atpalpha
Product: sodium/potassium-transporting ATPase subunit alpha
Exons: 9
Coding region: 503-3520 (1005 amino acids)
Biological process (GO): proton transmembrane transport; intracellular potassium ion homeostasis; sodium ion export across plasma membrane
Cellular component (GO): plasma membrane
Molecular function (GO): ATP binding; ATP hydrolysis activity; P-type sodium:potassium-exchanging transporter activity
Source: RefSeq, a predicted model, not a curated record
UAGCGUGCGUCGAGUGUGUCUCCAUUUCCUGAAGUUGAAAUCAGUAAAAAAAAUAAAUAAAGAGCAUAAACUCAGUGAGAGCCGGUUAACCCCCGAGUGGUGAAUUUCAUCGAUUCGUGGACGUUGUGAUUGGCUUAAUUUUCAUCUCAAAUUGUGCAAUUGUCGCCUUUUCCCGUUGAAGUGAGAGGUGACACGGGCGUAUACACAGGUAGUCACGGCCGGCGGCCAUUAUUGUUGUCAAUAUGGCGGGCAAGGGAGGUCUCGCUACUGAUUGAUCGUCAGAUACACGAGAGUGUCGACUUCCGUUUAGUCCGUGAAGAAGCUGAAGAUUUUUUUUUUUUUUGAGAGACAGAAAUUUUGAGGGAACUUUAACGAUUUGUGGGGGCUUCUUCACGGGUACUGGCACGACAUAUUGAAAACGGGAAUAAAUCGAUAUAUACGAGGGAAACUAGUUGAAGAAAGAAGAAUCUUCGAUUGUCAUCGUUAAACAUCGGAUAUAAAAAUGUCGCGGCGAAAGAACCCAAAGAGGAAAGGAGACAACUUGGAUGAUUUGAAACAGGAGUUGGAUAUUGAUUUUCAUAAAAUCUCACCUGAGGAACUCUAUCAGAGAUUUCAAACUCAUCCAGAGAACGGCCUUAGCCAUGCGAAAGCGAAAGAAAAUUUGGAGCGUGAUGGCCCAAAUGCCCUGACACCACCGAAAACCACCCCAGAAUGGGUUAAAUUCUGCAAAAAUUUAUUCGGCGGUUUUGCCCUACUACUGUGGAUCGGUGCUAUUCUAUGUUUCAUUGCGUACUCGAUUCAAGCAUCAACGAGCGAGGAUCCCAAUGAUGACAAUCUCUAUCUUGGCAUUGUACUUGCCGUAGUUGUGAUAGUAACGGGUAUAUUCUCGUACUAUCAGGAGAGCAAAUCGAGUAAAAUCAUGGAAUCAUUCAAGAAUAUGGUCCCUCAAUUUGCAACUGUUCUCAGAGAGGGUGAGAAAUUAACUCUCAAAGCUGAGGAUCUUGUUCUCGGUGAUGUUGUUGAGGUUAAAUUUGGUGAUCGUAUACCAGCUGACAUAAGAAUCAUUGAAUCACGAGGAUUUAAAGUUGAUAACAGCUCGUUGACAGGUGAAUCAGAGCCACAAUCAAGAUCACCAGAAUUCACCAAUGAUAAUCCACUUGAAACUAAAAAUCUCGCAUUCUUUUCAACCAAUGCUGUUGAAGGUACAGCCAAAGGUGUUGUAAUAUGCUGUGGUGAUCAAACUGUUAUGGGAAGAAUUGCUGGUUUAGCGUCCGGUCUUGAUACCGGUGAAACACCAAUAGCCAAGGAAAUUCAUCAUUUCAUUCAUUUAAUCACUGGUGUUGCUGUUUUUCUCGGUGUUACAUUCUUCAUUAUCGCUUUUAUUCUUGGUUAUCACUGGUUGGAUGCUGUUAUAUUCCUCAUUGGUAUUAUUGUUGCCAAUGUACCGGAGGGACUUCUUGCUACAGUGACAGUAUGUUUGACCCUAACUGCUAAGAGAAUGGCAUCGAAAAAUUGUUUAGUCAAGAAUCUGGAAGCUGUUGAGACACUUGGCUCGACAUCAACAAUAUGCUCUGAUAAAACUGGUACACUUACCCAAAAUCGUAUGACUGUUGCACACAUGUGGUUCGACAAUCAAAUUAUCGAGGCUGAUACUACUGAAGAUCAGUCUGGUGUGCAGUACGAUCGUACGAGCCCUGGAUUCAAAGCACUUGCUAAAAUUGCAACACUCUGCAAUCGUGCCGAAUUCAAACCUGGUCAGGAGGGUGAGCCAAUACUUAAACGUGAAGUCAAUGGUGAUGCAUCAGAGGCUGCACUCCUCAAGUGUAUGGAACUUGCACUUGGUGAUGUCAUGGGAAUCAGAAAGAGAAAUAAAAAAGUAUGCGAAGUGCCAUUCAACUCGACCAACAAAUAUCAAGUAUCGAUUCAUGAAUCAGAUGAUCCCAAUGAUCCUCGACAUCUUCUUGUUAUGAAAGGUGCACCAGAAAGAAUUCUCGACAGAUGUUCAACAAUUUUCAUCGGUGGAAAGGAAAAAGUCCUCGACGAAGAGAUGAAAGAAGCAUUUAAUAAUGCUUAUCUUGAAUUAGGUGGUCUUGGUGAACGUGUACUUGGUUUUUGUGAUUAUAUUCUACCAACAGAUAAAUAUCCAGUUGGCUUUAAAUUCAACAGCGAUGAUCCAAAUUUUCCAACUGAGGGUCUUAGAUUUGUUGGCCUCAUGUCCAUGAUUGAUCCACCACGUGCUGCUGUACCAGAUGCCGUUGCCAAGUGUCGUUCAGCCGGAAUCAAAGUUAUCAUGGUUACCGGUGAUCAUCCAAUCACUGCCAAAGCCAUUGCCAAAUCAGUUGGUAUUAUAUCAGAGGGUAAUGAAACUAUUGAUGAUAUUGCACAGAGAUUGAAUAUACCAGUAUCAGAGGUGAAUCCGAGAGAAGCUAAAGCUGCUGUUGUUCAUGGUACUGAUCUCAGGGAUACUAGUAGUAGUCAACUUGAUGAUAUCUUGAGGUAUCAUACCGAAAUUGUGUUCGCUCGUACAUCACCACAACAAAAACUCAUUAUUGUUGAGGGCUGCCAGAGGAUGGGAGCCAUUGUUGCUGUUACUGGCGAUGGUGUUAACGAUUCACCAGCCCUCAAGAAAGCUGACAUUGGUGUUGCCAUGGGUAUCGCUGGCUCAGAUGUCUCAAAACAGGCAGCUGACAUGAUUCUCCUUGAUGAUAACUUUGCAUCAAUCGUCACUGGUGUCGAAGAAGGACGACUUAUCUUCGAUAAUCUGAAAAAAUCCAUAGCCUACACCUUGACCUCAAACAUCCCUGAGAUCUCACCCUUCCUGGCAUUCAUUCUGUGCGACAUUCCGUUACCACUGGGUACCGUCACCAUUUUGUGCAUCGAUUUGGGAACUGACAUGGUACCCGCCAUCUCGCUAGCCUAUGAGGAGGCUGAGAGUGAUAUUAUGAAGCGACAACCACGAAACCCCUUCAGUGACAAGCUUGUUAAUGAAAGGCUCAUCUCCAUGGCGUACGGACAGAUCGGUAUGAUCCAGGCCGCCGCUGGUUUCUUCGUGUACUUCGUCAUCAUGGCUGAAAAUGGAUUCCUACCUACGUAUCUUUUCGGUAUCCGAAAGCACUGGGACUCCAAAGCUAUCAAUGAUCUGACUGACAGUUAUGGACAGGAAUGGACGUACAGAGAUCGUAAAUCUCUCGAGUUCACCUGUCACACCGCCUUCUUCGUGUCCAUUGUCAUUGUACAAUGGGCUGAUUUAAUUGUCUGUAAGACUCGUAGAAAUUCAAUCGUUCACCAGGGAAUGAGGAACUGGGCGCUCAACUUCGGUAUUGUCUUUGAAACAGCUCUCGCUGCUUUCCUCAGUUAUACACCUGGUAUGGAUAAGGGACUUCGUAUGUUUCCACUCAAAUUUGUCUGGUGGCUUCCAGCCCUUCCCUUCAUGCUCGCCAUCUUCAUCUACGACGAGACGAGACGAUUCUAUCUGCGCAGAAAUCCUGGUGGCUGGCUCGAGCAAGAAACUUACUACUAAAUUCUCCACCUCUGCCCUCCCCCCUCCCCCGUCCCCCAAUAAUAACAGCGAAGCGCAUACCCACGCAAAAACACAAUUCGAUGAUAAAUCGAUCGAUAAAAUUUAUGAGACGAUAAAACCCACGAAAACUGAAAAUUAAAAAGUAAAUAUAAUAAAAAAAAAUGCGAAUUAAAACCAUUGAGGGCGUGCUUGCAAAUCAGGAUCAGUAACCACUCAUUGUAAUUAGUGCUGAUUGUAAUGAAUAUUGGAGGCUGGAGUGUGCUUCGUUGGCUAAAUAAUCCCUGUGAGGAAGUUUACUUAUCGACCAGAUGAUACUAAUCCCUUGAUCAUUGGUCACGUCAGAGAUAAUGAAUAGAGCCUCGUUAAGAAUGUGUCACUGCCCAAUAAUUGAAAAUAACGCCUGGGAUUUGGCUGAUGGAGCUGAUAAAAUAUAUCCAGCCAUUUGAUUAAUAGAAAAUAUUAAAAUCAUUAGACAGAGUGUGGACAGAUGGGCCUAAAAGAAAUUAACUAAAAUUAUAAAUAGGUGAGACGAGCCAGUAUGAACGAAUUAUGUUGAAUAAUGAGAAUGAUUAUUUAAAAUGAAUAAUUCGAGGUAGAUUAAUCUGUUGAAUUUUAAAGAGAAAUAAAUUAUUUAAUCGAGGUAAUUGGCGGUGUCUUGUGAUACUCAACUCGAUAAUCUGUUGAAUUAGAUUAUUUCAUUCGAUAAAAAAUUUGGGAAAAAAAUGUUUAACAUGAUCUAGGGACAUUUAAUGAAUGGAUGCUAAUUAGAUGAAUACAGGCAGGACAGAUGUAUCCAAUGACCAUGAUUAUUUAUCCUCGCUAGUGGCACGCCCUAGGAGUGAGCGAAGAAAGUCGUCAACAAUAAUAAACAAUUAAUUGGGAUGAGUUUUUCAACACGUAAUCGUUGAGAAAAUUUUCGAUGUCUCAAUUAGAUCGCAAAGUAUUCAUUUACAAAAUGACGGUAAGCAAAAUUCAAAUUUAUUUCAAUUGCUUAUUUCCUUGAAUAUCUCUGAAUCGGUGGAGGGUAUCGAUGUUUAUUCUAAAAAUAUUAUUUGUAGAUAAAUUUUCUCAACUGCAAAAAAACAUCUUGAUUUAAAUCUCGAUAUCCACCUCAAAUCUGGAGAUAUGAAUGAAAAAUCGGCAUUGAAAAUAAUAUUGAAUGAAUUUUCAAUUAUGUUUUUCUUUUAUUUUUCUCCAUGAGAUGUCAGAAUACUUCUAGGUACUUUUUCAAAGGGAAUUUUUUCAAUUACAAAAGAAAAUAACGAAACGUCUGAGUCUUCACCAAAAAUAAAAAUAAAAACAUCCAUGAAAUAACGAGGGGAAGUACAAGAACCAGUAGAAAAAUAAAAAUUGAUCAAAAACCACUAGUUUAUCAAUAAAUUGAAAUAAAUAUUUUUGAAUGAUUUCUCGAUAAAUGCGAAAAAACAUUCUUAAUCCGAACAUCAACUGCAGACCGAAUAAAGAUUAUAAUAACAGAUGGGAGUAAAUAGUGCACGCGACGAGUAGAUGUAGAAGCGAGGAAGAUUUAAAAAAUGUAAUGAAAUGAAAAAAAAAAAUAAUAAUUCUACGAGCUAUAGCUGGUGAAUGGAAGUAAUGCAUUCUCACGUAGGGAAAAUGAAAUAAUAAAUAUAAUAAAGAGUAAAUAAAUGAAAUGCAUUCAUUCUCUUAGGUUUUUUCAUAGUUCUAAACGAGUGAGAGAGUUCAACCCCCGGCGCGAAUGCCCUGUGAAUCCCCCCCCCCCUUCCCCAUGACUUCAAUAUUGUUUUUUUUUUUGGUUUUUAGAGAGAACUUUAGGGACUCGAGGUGGGAAAUUGAUGACGUUACAAAUAUACGCCCAAAGUGUUCAUUAUUAAAUUGUGAAAAUAUAUAACACUUGAUUUAACAUCUUGACACUCUUCUUCGCUCAUUCAUUACACUGUUAGAGGAGACGUGAAAUUUCGGGGACGUUUGAAGGAAAAUAAUUGUGAAAUUUCGGAAUUUGCACUGAUGAUUCGAUUAAAUUCCCGGACAUUAUCUGGAUUUUGUAUUUUCAGAAGUGAAAGUCCUUGAAAUUUUACAAUCUGAUAAAAAUUAUCCAUAAAUGCGCCGGAAAUUUCACCAAAUUUUUACCAGUAUCAGCAACAACAUGACAGAUGCCAUUUUACAAUGAAUAAAUGCACAAGAAAAUACAGAACAUAUACAGUAUUUUGAGGGCUCCUCGAGACAAUUCAACAAUUUAUUUUCAGUUUUCCUUGGGAGAGAUGUGUUUAGCGUGGGAUGUACAGGAUUUUUUAAUGAAUUAUACAAAUAAAUAAAUAAUUUAUGGGUGACGACAGGGUGUUACGUGCCGGGGACUGUAGGAGCCCAAUAUAACGAAAAUUACGAAAAAAAAAAUUAUAAAAACAUGAUAAAAGACGAAAAAAACAUUAUGAAAAUAACAAAAAAAUGCUUUGCCGUCGUGCGCCGCCUCACUUUAGGCUAAUAAUUUAAUUAUUAAAAGGUAAUAUUAAUGAUUAUUGAUAUAAUACAUGUUAUUAUAAGAUAUUACUAGAUGUAAUUAUUAUGUAUGGUUUAGUUUAGAUCGUGUUGUUGAGAAAAAAAAACAAAGUAUGCGUAAGAUAAUUGGAGAUUAAUUGGAGAGAUGGGUUUGAGGUGAUUCAGUGGCUGGAGAGGUGUCAGUGGGGGGUGAUAAUUUUUACAUUGUCUGUGUUCUAGAGAUCAUUCAUUAAUAAAUGUCGAUAAUUUAUACUGGGGUGAAUUUAUUAGUGAUUUUUGGGGAAAAUCAAUGAGGGAUACCAAAUGUGAGGGAAUUUCGAGUUGAGUUUUUAGUGAAUAUCUUUGAAUUUAUGGGAGAUGAAGAGAUUUAUGUGGAAAUACUUUUUCUGCAGAAUUUCGCAAACUACAAAAAAGUUUUUCACAAAAAAUAUCGGAACCGUCCUUCAAUUCCAAGAUAUUUACGAAAAAUUUCUGUUGAAAAAUUAAAUUUUCAAUUGCAAUUCCCUCAUUUCCCCCUAAAAUCCAAAUUCCCCCACUUGUCCAGACCCUUCACAACCCCCUCGCCCUAGCCACCCCCAGAAUUUCAAAUCACAAAUCACCCCUCACUGCGCCCAGCACCCCGAAUCCCCGAAGAAAAAAAAACGAAAAAAAAACAAAUUGAAUAAUGUUUUAUUAAUACUGUAAAUAUUUUAAAUAAUAGAAAAAAAUGAACGACAAAUGGAUGAAACAAAGAUGAAUUAAAAAAAUGCGUACGUGACUGGAGAUAAAUCACGUCUGACGAGGGCAAUUGGGGAUGAUUUGCCCAAUAAUUCUGUUCUGAAAUUUCACGCAAUUGAUCCCUCUCCACCCCUACCCCCUGUUGUCCCCUUCCCGUCCAAAAAAAAAAUGAAAGAAAUCCUUCGUUCGCUCUUUCGUUGAUAAGCAGUCACAUUAAUUAACGAACACUCGAUAAAAUAACUGAACCACAUUUUAUCGACACGACAAUGAGAGAACCAAUGAAAAGAAAAAUGAAAAGAGAAAAAAAAAAUUGUAAUUCACUCGCGAGCUUCCGCUGGUAAAUCGAUUGGACCCCAUUCACAAUCCGCUCAUGGCUACAAUCAACGUGAUGAUGAAUAUUAUUGAUAAAAGUACACAUGCAUUACAGUCCACAAGCGAAUUAAUUGCGAUGAACAAAUAACACGUGCUCACUCUGCUCUAAAUGAAUAACUAAAAAAAAUCCACUUGUAACUGUAACAUCCCUGUUUCUGAUUGACAAUUCCUUUCGUAUUGAAUUAAUUAAUUGAUAAGUCUUUUUGUUUUCACGAUGAAGUAAAUAACAUUAAGGAGGAAAGAAAAAUGAAUAAAAUGAUGAAAAAAAUAAUAAAAUACAAAAAUGAGAGACAUUGUCCAACCCAAGUGUCAUUACUUUUGAUGUUAAAUAAAAAAUACAUAAUUAAUAA